CUCGCCGUAGUUAUCCCCAAGAUGUCGGCGGCCGGUGACGUGCCGGUCCGGGUUUGCAAUCAGGAGAUUGUCAAAUUCGACCUGGAGAUUAAAGCUGCCGUACAGGAUAUCCGGGAUUGUACAGGACCUGUAAGUGCGCUUGCAGAAUUGAAUGCCAAAGUAAAAGAAAAAUUCCAGCAUGUACGACUCAGAAUACAAGAACUUGAACAGAUGGCUAAGGAGCAAGAUAAAGAAUCAGAAAAACAAGUAUUACUCCAAGAAGUAGAGAACCAUAAAAAGCAAAUGCUCAGCAAUCAGACUGCCUGGCGUAAGGCAAACCUAGCUUGCAAAAUUGCAAUUGACAAUUCUGAGAAAGAUGAAUUGCUGCGAGGAGGAGAUCCUUUACGACAAAGAAAGUCUACUAAGGAAAGUCUGGCAGAGGGGGCAAGUAACAUCACAGAGAGCCUGAUGGGAAUUAGCAGAAUGAUGUCUCAGCAGGUUCAGCAGAGUGAGGAAACCAUGCAAUCUCUAGUUAGUUCUUCGCGAACUAUCUUGGAUGCCAAUGAGGAGUUUAAGUCCAUGUCUGGAACAAUUCAGCUGGGGCGAAAGCUUAUUACAAAGUAUAACCGCAGAGAGCUGACUGAUAAAUUGCUCAUCUUUCUUGCCCUUGCCUUGUUUUUGGCUACUGUGCUUUACAUCUUGAAGAAAAGACUAUUUCCAUUUUUGUGAUCAUUUUAGGUGAAAGGAAGAAGCAUGACUGGGGGAAAAAAAAGAAAGGCAGUAUAUUGCAAAAAGGCUCCUGACAGAAGAAACUUCCAUUAGGCAAAACUUUACAUUGAACUAGUGAGCCAAAUGAGCAGCAGGUUAGAACAAGAGGAAAAAGUGCUUAUUUGCUCUGAGGCUGGAAGGCUGUACCACUUGUCAUAUUCUAUGAGACAUAUUCCUACAUCCCUCAUCUUUGGCCAUUUCUACCCCCUUUCUCAGUUCAGUACAGAACUGAGAGAACUAAAAGAAUACUAAUAAACAUGUAUAUAUAUAUAUAUUGUAUAUUAUACCUUUGGUAAAGUAGAUGUGAAUGCCAGUACUGUGAAAAUCUUACAAAUUAAAGGAAGCAAGGUGUAUAAGAGGCCUUAUUACUGGUUCUUUUUGAAUGAUUAAAAAAAUGUCCAUUUCCUCAGAUUAUCUCCAGAAAAAGCAAUGAGGCAAAUCUCCAAAUGCCUUUUUAGUUGAUGGGUCUAUAUUAUUCAUUCAUAUGUUUUUCUUGCCAGUAUUAUUUAGAUAGAUUUCUUCACUUCAUCCCAGAUUCUAGUUCUCCCCUAUGUAGGGAAUGACUACAUUGGAUGACUGGGCCAAUUAAUCUCUCUCAGAUCUAGAUUACUUCCAGGUAAUCAAAAAAAAAUUCUCUAUCAAUUGUACUGGACCAGUGUACUAGAUUAUACCCAUGGCCUUCGCGAAGAGGACUUCAUCCUGCACUGGAUUGAUUCAGCUUGAUUGUAAUACCCUAAAUGUUUGUUACUGUAUUGAAGUGAAAAAAAUGGUACAGUAAAUAUGUUUUCCUCAUUUCUACUGUAAAUAGAGGUGGAUAGAGGGCAGAUGAAAAAAAUCACUAUUCCUGAUUAUAGACCAAGUAUAUUUUAGUUUAUAAGCCACUUUUGAAAUCUUUUAUCUAUAAACUGUCCAGAGUCGCUCUAUGAGUGAGAUCCAAAUUUAAGAAAUAAUUAAAUCUUGCCAAGAAAACUCCAGGGAGUUGGACUGGUAAUUGCCAGGACUCAACACUGACUGGAAGCCCUGUGUGUGCACACUUAGCCCUGCGCGCACAAACACACACAUUGAGACUGUGGUUUUGUGUGUAUGCCACAAGAUGGCACUGAAGGACCAUAUUUCUAAAAAUAACGGACUGUUCUUUAAUUUGCAGCUUUGAAUAGGCAACUAUUCAAAAUAAUAGUGUUGCCUUAAAGCAUAAAAUGCUAGACAGAGGGGAGUCAAAGAAGCAAACUGCACUUAAAAAGAAAUUACUGAUCGAGCUCUGGUAUAUUUUGCACUAAUGCUUAUAUUUGUCUUUAGUUCUCUUAUUAAAUUAAUAUUUAUUUCAAUCUUAACAAGCAAAAGAACUAUAUAAACAUUGUUAUAGGUUUGCAUGUGAUACGACUAGAUUAUUUUUUUUAUUAUUAUGUUUAAAAACCAACUUCUGAAAGAGUUCUCUGGCAUACUGUAAGAGUGUAAAAUAUGCUGUGAGUGUGUAGAAUUCAGUUGAGAUCCCAACAUACAGAUAAACCUCAGUGGAGAUAGGAUGCGCUACAAUCUAAGGCAGUGUUUCUCAAUGUUGGCGACUUUA
Molecule: messenger RNA, 2314 nt
Organism: Thamnophis sirtalis
Lineage: Eukaryota; Metazoa; Chordata; Lepidosauria; Squamata; Natricidae
Gene: BNIP1
Product: BCL2 interacting protein 1
Biological process (GO): retrograde vesicle-mediated transport, Golgi to endoplasmic reticulum
Cellular component (GO): endoplasmic reticulum; SNARE complex
Molecular function (GO): SNAP receptor activity
Source: RefSeq, a predicted model, not a curated record